This is a messenger RNA of Pollicipes pollicipes, 868 nucleotides long. It is a transcript of the gene Sod1, whose product is annotated as Superoxide dismutase 1. The transcript is spliced from 5 exons. Gene Ontology annotation, biological process: superoxide metabolic process. Bases 139 to 603 code for a protein of 154 amino acids. Gene Ontology annotation, molecular function: copper ion binding. The record is from RefSeq and is a predicted model, not a curated record. NCBI's taxonomy places the organism in Eukaryota, Metazoa, Arthropoda, Thecostraca, Pollicipedomorpha, Pollicipedidae.
UAGCCGGGCGCGAAGGCGGGGAAGACCUCUGCUCCUUGCAGGGCGCCGCCGUGUCUGUCGCCCGAUGCUGGCGCGCUUAGGGUGAAAAGCGGAGGGCGUCAUUCUGUCGUCACAGGGACUCCAGUCUGUGCUGAAAUCAUGGCAGCCAAGGCCGUCUGCGUACUGCGUGGAGAUGUGGUCAGUGGAGUGGUGUACUUUGACCAACCGGGCUCUGAUCAGCCAGUGAAGGUCACUGGUGAGAUCAAGGGCCUCACCGCCGGGCAGCACGGCUUCCAUGUGCACGAAUUCGGAGACAACACCAACGGCUGCACCAGCGCCGGGCCGCACUACAACCCGUACGGCAAGACCCACGGCGGCCCGGCUGACGAGGUGCGUCACGUCGGUGACCUGGGCAACGUGACGGCCGGCGCCGACGGCGUCGCCAAGGUGGACAUGAGCGACAAGCUCAUCUCUCUGUCUGGCCCGCUGAGCAUCAUCGGACGCACGCUGGUGUGCCACGCCGACCUGGAUGACCUCGGUAAGGGUGGCCACGAGCUAAGCAGCACCACGGGCAACGCCGGCGCCCGCGUCGCCUGCGGCGUCAUCGGCAUCGCUAAGCUGUGAUGGUGACUUCGUGACGUCAGCACGGCCUCGGCCAAUCACCGGCGUCCGGUUCCGUUGGUGAAAAGGCACUCCAUUUGUAACCGUAGCCCUGUGAUGCAGCGCGCGUAAGACCCGCACGCUUUUGUUGUACGUUUUCGGUUCUUUUUUUGAGAUUGUGUAACCGGGAUGCCGAUCAUUUAGUCAUUUGAGAUGGCAGGGGCUUCGUCUAGAAAGCGCAAGUCUUGUAACCAGUCGUUUCUAAGCGCAAUAUACGUACGCCAGCGCA